AUGGAAUAUUCAUGGUGGAUUGAAGCAGCAUAUACAGUGUCUGAGGGUGAUAUCAGGAGGGCAUUCGAGGUUAUGAAGAUGUUCAUGUUUGCAGGCUCAAACAACAAUAACUAUUGGGAUCUACUGCUCGAGAUGUGGUGUUUAUUUGAAUAUGAAUCAAGCCAGGAGCUUAAGGAUGCGAUAUGGAAUAAUUGGUUAGUAAACCUCACCAGUGAACUCGGGAAAUGGAUACCUGUGAACCUCAUGCAGGAGCAUUAUAAUUGGUGGCUUGAAGAGCAUGUUGAGAAGAGUGGGAUGUUGUUUGAUGAUCCGUUCUUGUGCUGA
Molecule: messenger RNA, 324 nt
Organism: Marasmius oreades (fairy-ring Marasmius)
Lineage: Eukaryota; Fungi; Basidiomycota; Agaricomycetes; Agaricales; Marasmiaceae
Exons: 2
Coding region: 1-324 (107 amino acids)
Source: RefSeq, a predicted model, not a curated record